Molecule: messenger RNA, 824 nt
Organism: Funneliformis caledonium
Lineage: Eukaryota; Fungi; Glomeromycota; Glomeromycetes; Glomerales; Glomeraceae
Source: the annotation of a GenBank genome assembly
ACUUGUAUGGUGGUCGCGCACUCAGACGUGUAACUAUCGACGGAGGAACCCAAGAUCCAGGAUCUAAAAAGAAAAAUCCACAUGUCGAACCUGUACUUGACCAAACGCUAUCAACACUUGAACUUUUAGAGUUCAGGACACGUGUUAUUGCAUAUUAUAAUGCUGUUGACAAAAAUUUCAUAAUUGGGGAAGGAAAACUAUUACAUUACGUGAUUGCUGCUUGCGCUUUGUUAGUUCUUAGAGAGGAAAAGAUUCCGAGAACUCUGAGAGAAAUCGCGUACACUUUGGAGUUGAAUCUGAAUCGCCUUUGUGAUGUUGUGUUUAUGAUUCGAUCUAAAUUUGCCCCAAAUGUUACAAACUUUGUUAGUGUUGAGGAUUUGAUUAUCAGGUCAAUUGGUGUAAUGUUUGAUGAUGAAUUACAUAAAAUCAAUUUCCCGUUAUACACUGAUAUCAAACAACUUUGUCACCUGAAAGAAGAUAUACAAGCUUUUGAAAAAUGUAGAGAAAUAGAUUUGCCGAACAACACAACAUCCGAAGAAUUUCUAGAAAAAAUGACAAAAAUAUAUCGGGUAGUUUUUACUGGGAUAUGCAUGGAGCUCCUCAAAUACGCCAAUGAUGCUUUUAUUUUAAGCGGAAGGCAACCUACCUUCCUCGGUGCCGCAAUCGCUUUGCUCGCAGUUGAAGCAACGGAAAAACCUAGCGUUCACGAAGUUAAAAAGCAUCGAAAACGCGCGAUAGGUCUUAUUAGUAAAAUAUUUAUGGUGGAUUGUCAAUUUGUAUUGUUUGAAAGAUAUCGAGAGCUUCUUGAUGUAAUAUAUCACAAG